Larimichthys crocea (large yellow croaker) is the source of this 1747-nucleotide messenger RNA. It is a transcript of the gene pex11b, whose product is annotated as peroxisomal biogenesis factor 11 beta. The record is from RefSeq and is a predicted model, not a curated record. Bases 152 to 940 code for a protein of 262 amino acids. Gene Ontology annotation, biological process: peroxisome fission. Lineage: Eukaryota; Metazoa; Chordata; Actinopteri; Sciaenidae. Gene Ontology annotation, cellular component: peroxisomal membrane. The transcript has 4 exons.
GAUUCUUCUUCUUCUGCGAUUUAAACCGGGUUUAUUUGUAGUUUUUUUGUAGUUUUUUGUAGUUUUCUCUUUUUUAAACGUCACCGAGCUGUUAGCAGCUGUUAGCAGCAGUUAGCAGUUAGCUGGUGGACGCGGACUGACAGGCCGCUUCAUGGACUCCUGGGUCCGCUUCAACUCUCAGAGCCAAGCCAAGGAGAGAGUCCUGCGGGCCGCUCAGUAUGCCUGCACCCUGCUCGGCUACACGCUGCAGAAAGGCGGCGCGGCGGCCGAACUCCACAAAACCGUCACUCAGCUGGAAGCACACAUGAGCCUGACGAGAAAACUGCUGCGUCUGGGGAACUCAGUGGAGGCGCUGGAGGCUGCCAAGAGGGCCAUCCACCUUUCCGACAGCGUGCCGAGGCUCUGCCUGACCAUCAGCCACCUCAACAGAGCCAUGUACUUCGCCUGCGAUAACGUCCUGUGGGCGGGAAAAACAGGCCUCAUCUCCAAACUGGACCAGGACAAAUGGAGUCAGAGAUCUUUCAGGUAUUACCUCUUCGCUCUGAUCCUCAACCUGACUCGAGACGUGUACGAGCUCCGCCUCCUCAUCGAGUGCGAGGAGCGUUACAGAGCCUCCAAGUCCCCGCCCUCUGCUUACCCCGGCAACAACGGGCCCGCCGACCACCUGUCCUCCUCGUCCUCGCCCGUCUCCCCGGCCGCCGUCGCCUUGCCCGUCAUGUCCGCGUGGCUCCGCAGACGGCUCCACUUGGUGGCGACCGUGCUGUACAGCAACCCGCCGCUGCUGUUGGACCUGCUGAAGAACAGUUGUGAUAUCUUCAUCCCGCUGGACCGGCUGGGGAUUUACCCCACGGGGAAAGGCUUUGUCGGGGCGUGCGGCCUGGCCUCCUCCGUCCUCUCCAUCCUCACCAUCAUCCACCCUUGGCUCAAACUCAAGCCAUGACCCCACACCCAGGCGUUGUCGGGCUGAGACUAACAGGUUUAACACACUGAUCAUGAAGAGCAGCUGCUGCCGAUGGACUGUGGUCACAUUUAGGAAACAAAAGGCAGGAUGUGCUUCAGAUAUCCUCAAAAUAAGUGACGGGUUGCAUCAAGAGGACUGAUAUGCUGUGACGCAGGUCCACACACACACACACUGCUGGAGUGUAGCGACGCUACACAGAGCUCGCACUCGUCCUCAUCCCCGACCGUCGCUCUAUACAUCGCCGUCUGCAACGAUGCUUUCAAGUGCUCAGUCGCUGAGCAGCUCACACAAGUCUUUACAGGGAAGAAUACAAACUCACGUCGUCUUUAGAGGCUGAAAAUAAAGAUUAAAAACUCGACGUGGAAGUCAGGAUACAGAGUGUGCUGCUGCUGAGCGAGGGCAGAUAUCCUGCAUCGUGUCUGUUACUUCUCAGCACAAGUAGAGCUUGUAAAGUUACGAUAAAGCAGCACACAACUCGCAUGCGAUUACAUAUUUCUCCUCUGGUUAGACUCAAAUUAGAGAUUGAUUGCUGUGUGACAACCAAUCAAGACGAUUUUGAUUAAUUUGCACCUGCCUGACGUCGUCGUUCACACACAGCGAGUUUGUAUUUUCAAUUUUUUAGAGCGCCUAACUAUAAAUUAAAAAGUUUAUGAUUAAAUACCACAAUGCUACACAAGGUUUAUGAUCCGAAUGUCAAAACAUCUGCAUAUUUCUGUAACCCGUUAACGUUACACUUUUGUUUUGUUGUAUAUUGCUGCCUGUUAUAAUAAAGAGCAUGUGACCGUU